GUGGUGCUCCCGACCUUCAUCCUGGAGAAGCGCUCCUUACUGGAAAUGUACGCUAACUUCAUGGCUCACCCCGACAUGUUCCUGUCCAUCACGUCCGGCUGCACAGCGGAGGAGCGGAUCAUCCGCUUCGUGGAAUACUACCUGACUGCCUUCCACGAGGGCAGGAAAGGCGCCGUGGCCAAGAAGCCGUAUAACCCCAUGCUGGGGGAGAACUUCCACUGCUCCUGGUACGUCCCCCGGGUCCGGGUUAAACCCCUCAGGACCACCAACUGUUCUGGUCCAAACGCAGCACCCACAGCUAACUGUCCCACUCCCGGGUCCCCUCAGAGGGGGGCCGACAAAUCCUGCAGGAGGAACUCAGACUGCUACCAUGUCCGCUUUGUGGCGGAGCAGGUGUCCCACCAUCCCCCCGUGUCCGGGUUCUACUGUGAGUGUAAGGAGCGGAGGAUGUGCGUGAACACACACGUCUGGACCAAGAGCAAGUUCAUGGGCGUGUCUGUGGGCGUGUCCAUGGUAGGAGAAGGUGUUCUGUAUCUGCUGGAGCAUGAUGAAGAGUACGUGUUCACUCUGCCCUGUGCCUACGCCCGCUCCAUCCUCACAGUGCCGUGGGUGGAGCUCGGCGGGAAAGUCACCAUUAACUGUGCCAAGAGCGGUUACUCUGCCACCGUCACCUUCCACACCAAACCCUUCUAUGGAGGAAAAGUGCACAGAGUGACAGCGGAGGUCAAACAGAACCAAACAGGACACGUGGUGUGCAAGGCCCAGGGCGAGUGGAACGGCGUGCUGGAGUUCACGUACAGCAGCGGAGAGAACAAAGUGAUCGACACGUCCAGACUGCCAAUCAUCAAGAAGAAGAUGAGACCGCUAGAAAAGCAAGGCCAGUACGAGUCACGGCGUCUCUGGCAGCAUGUGACGUCGUCUCUGAAGACGGGAAACAUGGACGCAGCCACAGAACACAAACACUUCCUGGAGGAGAGACAGCGCAGUGAGAGCAAACAAAGAACCGCCAACAAGACCCCCUGGACCCCCAAAUUCUUUGUUAAAGAGGGUGAAGGCUGGGUGUACCACAACCCUCUGUGGAAAGCUCACUGACAGGAGAAGGAGGAGGGAGAUAUUCACACCUGGACGAGAAGCGAGGUGACCAGGAGGCCGGCCAAAGAAGACACGACAAGAGAGAGAGAGAGAGAGAGAGAGAGAGAGAGAGAGAGAGAGAGUAGAUAGGUAGAGCGAGAGCUGAGACUCCGUGCCAGAACAAGACGUGCCAAAGACAAGCAGCAAUAGACAAGUAGACAAUAGACGGACUCAGAGUGGUGUCCAAUCAGAGACAUUUGAUGUUUGUGUUGCUGAGACCGCUCUAACAGGAGGACCAGAACAUCAGAUCCAUACUCGCUCCUACACCGCUGCUGACCCGUCACUUCUCUGCACAGUGUGCUGAACUACAGCGAUUAGUCACAACAACUUUGCACAAUUCACUGUAUAAUAUUUACAGCACUGCAUAUUACAGUUUGAGCGAUGUGUGUGUGUGUGUGUGUGUGUGUGUGAGGAGUGAUAAACUAUUUAGCCAAAUGUAUCUCUAGCAAAUACCCCCGAAUCAAUCACUCUGUUUGUGCAGACAGUUAAUCCGUGAGACACUAUAGAAGCUUAAUAUCUCACUCAGAUAUGUACUCUGCAGCAGUCAGGUCUGCCAAAUGUUUCACUCAUUGUCCCUUCAUGCAGAUUCUCUUUGUUUUCAGAAUUGUCUCUUUAAAAACUGUUUAUAUCUUCUAAAUUAUUUGAGCUGCUUACAACACGACAAUUGUAAUUGCAAAAUAAAUCAGUUUCAUUAAUUUCCAUACCGAACAUGUAAUGGGUACUUUAUCUUUCAAGUUAAAUGUCACUGUCGAGUUUAUCAAAAUGUCAUAUUUUUCACCACUUUGAGCCUAAAAAAUAAAUUCACUUUGAGUCUGGA
Messenger RNA from Labrus bergylta (ballan wrasse), 1948 nucleotides. The record is from RefSeq and is a predicted model, not a curated record. NCBI's taxonomy places the organism in Eukaryota, Metazoa, Chordata, Actinopteri, Labriformes, Labridae.